Messenger RNA from Helicoverpa armigera (cotton bollworm), 1892 nucleotides. Its product is annotated as trichohyalin. NCBI's taxonomy places the organism in Eukaryota, Metazoa, Arthropoda, Insecta, Lepidoptera, Noctuidae. The record is from RefSeq and is a predicted model, not a curated record.
AGCGUCAAUCAAAUUCAAAUUACAAAACGAAAACGAUUUUAUUUUGAAAUUAAAGUUUUUUUUUGCAAGUUAUUGAUAGAAAACACUAUGUAUGGUACCAAAUAUCCGAUAAACUGCAACUGCAUCAGCUGCACGAGUGUUUAAGUUCAAUACAGUCAUUGUAUACACCGAUUUCCCGCGGAAAGUGAAACUUUCGCUGCGGUUACGUUCACAAUAGCACAAUGCUAUCUUCAUCUAAUAUAGAAAGGCUAAUUGCAGAGAAAAGGCAUGAGAUUGAGAGGGAGAAAUUAGUGAUGGGUUUAUCGCCGCCGGUUAAUGAACAAGUCCACCAAAAUGUCAAACAAGACACAGAUACAACAGAUGUCAGAAAGCAAGUAAGCUUCACAGAUAUCGGAGAUCAGAAAUAUCACAAUGACUCCACAGACCACCAGAAUGAAAAGAAUUUAUCAGAUACAAAACACCAGGAACUUGAUGACAGCAUACCACCAGAUCUAGAGAGAUAUAUUAGGCGCUACGUAGGCCUGCCCGUGAUGUUGAAGGCCGGCGAAUACUCUCCCAACAACCCGCUGGUGCGAGCGGAACGGGCGCCGGGCGACGCUCUACUCGGGCUCGGCGAGUACGAGCGACGUCGCAACACGCUGCGCAAGAUACGUCAGCAGCAGUACCGGGAGUACUUGGACCAGCAAGCCAAAAAGAAACAAGAAGCCAAAGAGCAAGCAGAAAGAGAGCGUCGCGAGCGAGAGCAGAAGAGAGAGCGAGAGAGGGAGAGAAUACUGCAAGAACGAGAGAGAUAUAGCGCGGAGCGACGACGCAGCAUCCAAUAUGUGCCAGAGACAACCAGUUACUCUACCAAUAAGGUGGACACGGGUAUCCAGGUGGACGGGUUCUCCUGUCCGCUCUCCGUCGCCGUGCAGACUGAUGACAGCGAUAUGUUCCGGCUGCCUGGUCCGAACACGUUGUGCGAGUUAACGCAAGCGGAGCGCGAACUGUCCCCGCGCAGCGCGGUGGGACACUCGCAGUGGCAGGACUCGCACUGCGCUAGACGACGUAGCUAUGGAGAUUUUGAUGAGCGCACAUCAACGUUAGUAAAGAAGUCAAACCGAGACAAGUUAACAUCAGAUCUGCGUCACCAGUACAUGCCUUCCAUAUUCGAUGCAGAUGCCAUACAGCUCAGGAACUUACAGGCCGAGAAAGAGGCGGCUGAACGUCGACAGUUCUACCAACAGGAGCUAAAGAACCAAAUACUAGAACAACAGAGAAUUAGAGAAGAGAGGAAAACUAGAGAGAAAAUGUUGGAGCAAGCAGAGAUGCGUCGUUUAGAGGAGCAACUGCGCAUGUUACGUGUGGCGCAGGACAGGGAGAUCGGGAAACAGAAAGAUAUUACUGCCAAUAUUAAAGAAAGCUCCGCAGACUACCACUCCAAACGUACAGAGUUACAAAGAGAAAUAGAAGCCGAACAACGCAACCUCCGCGCCGCCUCACUCCCACACAAGCACAACCAGAGACAACUACAACGCAACACUAAUACUUCACGGAGCGAUACCAACCCAUCUAAACUACCCUUCUUCUACCCCUCGUUACAAGAAAGAAAUAACGAAAUCACAGACAAAAAACCUUACUCAAUCAACAUACCGGACAACUCUAUAUUCUCAGCUAACUACGACGUAGAUAGUUAUUUACGAAGAAAUCUGAACUUCAAUAAAGAGAAAGAAAACCUAAAACGUACGAAAAAGAUGAUGAUAGCAUCAUAACUUUACAUGGACCUAAAACAAUUGUUGAAAAGGCUUUAGUUCAUAAUACUGAAGAUAGGUUUGACCGUCCCAUUGAAAAGGAACCGUCCUAUAAGAAAAACAUUGAAAAUGUCGACACACUACCUAUUCCUGUGUUGAGAC